Molecule: messenger RNA, 399 nt
Organism: Abrus precatorius (Indian licorice)
Lineage: Eukaryota; Viridiplantae; Streptophyta; Magnoliopsida; Fabales; Fabaceae
Exons: 1
Coding region: 7-399 (130 amino acids)
Source: RefSeq, a predicted model, not a curated record
CAAAACAUGGAAACGGAGUCACUGUUACCUAAGCCAACUUACGGUGGCAUAAAGAGGUACUUGAGACGGCGGCGCUACCAGCGGCUCGACGGCGGCAACGGUGGAAAGAAAACAAAGAUCAUAAGGUUAAGAAGAAGCCCACGUAGGUCAUGGAGGAUCAGAGUGGUUCCAAGGUUGUCAUGGGUUGUGAGGUCACCGUUGAAGAUGUUUACGAAGCUUAAGAAUGCUUACAUGAACUUCAUGUUGAGAUCAAUGAACAGCGACAACAUGUUUGGCGACAAACACAUUCCUAAGGCUCGUCAAGUGUCUAAGGAUUAUUCCGGUGAUGCGUUUGAGGCCAGACUCAUUUUUGAGAUUUCCAAGGCCUUGGUUGCUUCUCAUGAACUAUAUCCCAUGUAA